This is a messenger RNA of Clunio marinus, 229 nucleotides long. Lineage: Eukaryota; Metazoa; Arthropoda; Insecta; Diptera; Chironomidae. The record is from the annotation of a GenBank genome assembly.
AACUUUAUUUGUCUUUUGUAUAAUUUUCACUGCUUAUGCUCUUUCGUUGAUUGCAUUUGUCAGUGCUGGAGGUGAUGUUCCAUAAUUUCCAGAUUGCGAUAAAGGUGAAACAAUCUUCUGUGAUGGUAAUUCAGACAUUUGUCAUUCAAACUUCUUUCUCACCUAUUUUCUGCUGUUGUAGAAAAGUUGCUUAAAAUGAAAUAAAAAAACGAAAUUUGUCAACUUACAA